This is a messenger RNA of Phytophthora sojae, 732 nucleotides long. RefSeq lists its product as hypothetical. Bases 1 to 732 code for a protein of 243 amino acids. The record is from RefSeq and is a predicted model, not a curated record. Lineage: Eukaryota; Oomycota; Peronosporomycetes; Peronosporales; Peronosporaceae. The transcript is spliced from 3 exons.
AUGAGCGAGCUUAGCGAAGGAGGCACGGACGAAGACCGCGAGCAAGGAGACAUGCUGCUUGAAGGCCGCGACCGUCUGGCGGAGCUGCGAGAAAGACGUCGUGACCUGGAGAAUGGUAGUGGGCAGCGGGGCAUGAGCAGCGGUGAAUCUGAGAGGUUGCAGCAGGAGACACAAGCCGCUGCCUUUGAUCUGGCCCACGAAGCCAUGAGUGCAGAAGCCGUAAAGGCGUUUGUGAAGCUAAAGCGAGCCGAGUAUGCAGCUAAGCAUGCUCCGUUGGUGGCGCCGACGGGUGCCGGCAUGGUGAUGCGGCCACCUGAAAAACGAGGCAGGGCGUGCCGGCCCGAGCGCUUCGCAGAUCUGGUAGCAGAUAGCUACGACUCUUCAAGUGCAGAAGACAGCGAGUUUGCGUCGGAAGUUUCUGGAGAACGCUCUGACCCGGACACAGACGCUGCUAGGCAGUUUUUUGGGCUAAGCGACUCGACCGACGAAGCUUCGGACGCUGAAGAGUCCACUGCGGAUGAGAUUCACGAGGAAGGCACACGGACGCCUGACGCCUGCAGCCCCUCGGACAGGGUCAGCAGCCCCCAGCACAAGGACAACAAGUGCCCCAACAGCAAGGACAAGAUCCCCAGCAGCAACAGCAAGCUUCCCAACAGCAAGGGCAAGCUGCACCGCGGCAGGAGCAGCAGCCGCAUGGCCAAGGACGCAAUGUUGCUCGACAACCAGCGGUGA